Scleropages formosus (Asian bonytongue) is the source of this 6241-nucleotide messenger RNA. RefSeq names its product terminal uridylyl transferase 4 (gene tut4). Gene Ontology annotation, molecular function: RNA uridylyltransferase activity; nucleic acid binding; zinc ion binding. NCBI's taxonomy places the organism in Eukaryota, Metazoa, Chordata, Actinopteri, Osteoglossiformes, Osteoglossidae. Bases 201 to 4814 code for a protein of 1537 amino acids. The record is from RefSeq and is a predicted model, not a curated record. The transcript has 30 exons.
CGCGGCUGCUGUUUUCACCGCGGCCCUGGAUGGUUGAUAGCGAAACGGGGUGAAUAUGGAGGCUUUACUGCCGCUUUUCCAUUAAAGAGUACUUGGGAAGAGUGGGCAGAACAUCAGCUACUUUCUGAGCGUUGGGAUCCCUUCGCGUGCAGCAGCAGAGCGGGAUCCUUAGCAGCAGUCUUCCCUGGACGGAGUACGAUAUGGACGAGUCCAAGAGCCCCAGGAAAGCAGUCAAGCUUCCCCGCUCCGAGACCAAAGGAGAGAAUGCCACCAUGUCCAAGCACCUCAAGGAGGCUGCUGUGUCGAAGGAUUGUGUGAAGCCAAACAAUGGCAACGGUGAGAACAAGCCCCAACCGGGUGUUGAGGCCAGAGACGCAAGCAGUCAGAGCAGCCAUGGUGGGGGUAAGGUUCCUGGAGGCAGCGCCGUGGACCAGGGGCGAGGGAAAGCCCGCAGGCUCACCGGUCGGAACAGCCCUGGGGAGAGGGGGAAGGGCAAGGUGGGCCGGCCUCAGCUGUCAGAUACCCAGCAGCCCUUGCAGGACAAUGAGGCUCGAUUGGUGGUGGCGGUGGCGGCACCCACUGUUAGCAGACCAGCACAUGUUAGGGAUUCUACUGCAACAACAGCAUGCCACAAGGCCAGUGUGGACCACCUUCCAUCCAGUGAGGAAGAGCGCAUGAAAACCAAGGUGACCUCUGUCAAGAAGGACUUGCCUGGUCCCUCAAGUGAGGAGGUGAAACCUAUGGCUGGAUUGGAGACGGUGAUAGACGAAACGUCUCUCACCACAGAACAGCAGCUGGGGCUCCAGCAGGCUGAGGAGCGCCUUGUCAGAGACUAUAUACACCGACUCAUUAAGCGUUCUCCAGACUACCCAAAUUUCCAGUACCUAUGCAAACUCUGCUCCGUGCACAUUGAGAACAUCCAGGGUGCUCAUAAACACAUCAAGGAGAAACGGCACAAAAAGAACAUCAUGGAAAAGCAGGAGGAGAAUGAGCUGCGGGCCCUACCUCCUGCCUCACCUGCCCAACUGCAGGCCUUGGGUGCAGCUGUGGCAGAUGUUGUCUGCCAGCAAGGCAUCUCCGAGGAGGACUUCCUGGUGCGACAGGCCGUUGUUCACAGGAUGGAGAAGGUCAUCCAGAAACACCUCUCAGUUUGUUCCCUGCGGCUCUAUGGCUCCUGUCUUACCAGGUUUGCCUUCAAAACCAGCGAUGUCAACAUUGAUGUCACUUACCCAUCCAAUAUGACUCAACCAGAUGUGCUGAUUCAAGUACUGGAAAUCUUGAAGAAUAGCUCUCUGUAUACUGACGUCGAGUCUGAUUUUCAUGCCAAAGUUCCUGUUGUGUUCUGUAAAGAUGUCAGCAGUGGUCUUAUGUGUAAAGUGAGUGCUGGCAAUGAUGUUGCCUGCCUGACCACCAAUCUUCUUGCUGCCUUGGCCAAGUUGGAACCCAGACUUAUACCCCUAGUGCUGGCAUUUCGUUACUGGGCUAAGCUCUGCCAUAUUGACUGUCAGGCAGAAGGUGGGAUCCCCUCCUACUCUUUUUCCCUCAUGGUGGUCUUCUUCCUACAGCAGAGGAAGACUCCUAUUCUUCCUGUGUACCUAGGACCUUGGAUUGAAGGCUUUGAUGUGAAACAAGUGGACGAAUAUCACCUAACAGGGGUGUUUCUGGGCAAGAUGGUGGCCUGGGAGCACAAGCCCCCAAGCAGUGUUGAGGGCCGGGGUGAGGGGAAGGCUAAAACAGAACUAAAGAAACCUAUCGGGAAGAAAGAAGAGAGCAGGGAUGCCAACACAUCGAACUCCAAAGUAUCUAGUGGCAUGAGCCAACUGACCUUGGAUUCAGUCCAGGAUGUGCCUCUGGGACAGCUGUGGCUAGAGCUGCUGCGCUUUUACACACUGGAGUUUGCUCUGGAGGAGCACAUCAUUAGCAUCCGUCUUCGGGAGCUGCUCUCCCGUGAGGUCAAGAACUGGCCCCGGAGAAGACUGGCUAUUGAAGAUCCCUUUGCGUUGAAAAGGAAUGUGGCACGGAGUCUGAACAGCCAGAUGGUUUUUGAGUACAUCCAGGAGCGCUUCCGCACUGCCUACAAGUACUUUGCCUGCCCGCAGAGCAAAAAUGGACUCACCAAGGGUAAUCGGCAGAAUAAGAGUGGGAAGCCGGUUGGUAAAGGGGACGAAAGAGCCAGAGCUGAGACUCCGGCUAAAGCUCGGGGUCUUGCACGUGAAAGGAGUAACUGCAGAGAGACAGAGCAGCGAUCCCAAAGGGUCGAUGAUGGAGAGGAUGACAGUGAAGAUGAAGAUGAUGAAGGUGCAAGCGAGGAUGAUGAUGGGCCAGAAGGGGUGCUUUCUGCCGAUCUUAAUGACCUGCUGCUGAGUGAGGGGGAGGAGAGCCCAGCGCAACAAGUCUGGCUGGCAGAUCAAGCCUCCCCUCCACAGAACGGGCUACUGGAGAGUGAGGAGGAGGAGAGGCUUCCUCUGAAGGAGGUGGUGGAGGUCUCUCCAGAUGACCUGUAUUACACUUUUGACAGGAUGACCUUCACAGGGGGAAAGCCACCCACUGUGGUGUGUGGCAUCUGCAAGCGGGAUGGCCACCUCAAGGACGAGUGCCCAGAGGACUUCAAGAAGAUCGAGCUAAAGCCACUACCACCCAUGACUGACCACUUCCGUGACAUCCUGGAUGGCCUUUGCAGACUGUGUUAUGAUGAACUGUCCCCUCCACCUGUAGAACAACAGAAAAGGGAGCAGAUUCUUGCCAGUCUAGAGAGGUUCAUUCGAAAGGAGUAUAAUGAAAAAGCACGGCUGUGUCUGUUUGGCUCCUCAAAGAAUGGCUUUGGCUUCCGUGACAGUGACCUUGACAUCUGCAUGACGCUGGAAGGCCACGACACGGCAGAGAAACUGAACUGCAAGGAGAUUAUUGAAGGCCUGGCCAAGGUACUGAAGAAGCACGCAGGGUUAAGGAACAUCUUGCCUAUCACAACAGCAAAAGUGCCUAUUGUGAAAUUUGAGCACAAGCAAAGUGGACUGGAGGGCGAUAUAAGCUUGUACAACACUCUGGCACAGCACAACACCCGAAUGCUGGCUACAUAUGCUGCUAUUGAUCCUCGUGUGCAGUACCUGGGGUACACAAUGAAAGUCUUUGCAAAGCGCUGUGAUAUUGGUGACGCAUCACGAGGAAGUCUAUCCUCCUACGCAUACAUACUGAUGGUGCUCUACUUCCUGCAGCAGCGACAGCCACCAGUCAUCCCUGUCCUCCAGGAAAUAUUUGAUGGCAAGACAGUCCCUCAGCGGAUGGUGGAUGGUUGGAAUGCCUUCUUCUUCGAUGACAUUGAGGAGCUGCGGCGCCGGCUGCCGGAGCUGGGACAGAACAAUGAAACUGUGGGCGAACUGUGGCUGGGCCUGCUGCGCUUUUAUACCGAGGAGUUUGACUUUAAGGAGCACGUUAUCAGUAUUCGCCAGCGCAAGCGGCUCACUACCUUUGAGAAGCAGUGGACCUCCAAGUGCAUCGCCAUUGAGGAUCCCUUUGACCUGAGCCACAACCUUGGUGCUGGCGUUUCUAGAAAAAUGACCAACUUCAUCAUGAAGGCAUUCAUCAAUGGGAGGAAGUUGUUUGGUACGCCUUUCUACCCCCAGCCUGGUGUGGAGGCGGAAUACUUCUUUGACUCGAAAGUACUGACAGAUGGUGAACUGGCCCCUAAUGAUAGAUGCUGCCGGAUUUGUGGCAAGAUUGGCCACUACAUGAAGGACUGCCCCAAGAGGCGCAGGAUGAAGAAGAAGGAGAAUGACAAAGAAGAUGAGAUGAAGGAGGAGGAACGUGAACCACGUGAAAGGCGCUGUUUCCAGUGCAGGGACACGGGUCAUGUGCGUCGUGACUGCCCUGAGUACCGGCAACUCCGGCAGAGGAGUCCAGCAGUUCCCGUUCCUCAGGUGGUGCGUGCUAUGGUUAGCUCCCAGUCCAUUGCAGUGCCCCAAUCAGGAGUUCAGGAGCGACCAGGAAGAACCAGGCAGCCCUCUGAAUGUUCUGACACACGCCAGACGCCUCCAUACUCCCCACAAUCCACGCCCUUCAGCCAGGGCUCUGCCGCAUCCCCCAGCUCUCCUCAGUCCCACGUGAAGGCGCCAGGAACACAAAAGCAGUCGACCCACCCUCAGGUUCCGCUAUCGCUUUUCAACUUGCCCCACUCGCACCCAGGCCCGUACCACCAUGGGCUCUCAGCACUGGGUGUGCUGCAGUCCCACCAGCAGCAGCACCACCACCACUCCGUCCCCAUCCCCUCCACAUCCUGGCCUAUACAUGGACCAGUUAUUCAGACCACCUCAACAGGGGGCGGCCCGCACCCCUCACCGCCGGGCCUAGGCUUCCCGCUGCGCCCAGGUCCGGCCAACGGUGGCAGCGGUGGGACCGGGUCAACUGCAGGGUCGGGACCCGUCGGCCUGAAUGAUCCCAGCAUCAUCUUUGCCCAGCCAGCAGUCCGGCCACUGCCACUGAGCGGCGCGGGCCGGGAGGGUCACUGGCACAACCCCUUGGGUCCGGGAGCACUGGUGGGGAACGGGACACUGGGCAAGUCAGACCAGGGAUUCCAGGGCCAUUUGGGGAAAGUGACCCAGGGCUCCCUGUCCUGGGAGCAUGGCAGUGCAGCACAGUACUCAUUGUCCCCAUCGUGGCCUUACCACAUGCCCCAGGCCUUUGUGCACCAGGGCAAUGGAGGAUUCCACCAGGGCAAGCCCUUCAUCUCCCAAGGUUCUGUGAUUCCUGGGAAUCAGCAUUUCCCUCUUCUCCAGCACAACCCUCACAUCAGUCUCAACUACAUCCAGCAGAAGAAGUGAAGUCCAACCACCUUUCCCCCAACAGCUGAUGAGCUGAAGUUCUUAAAGUAUCGAAGAUAAAAAUAUAUUUUAACUUGUCAUUAUUUGGUCACAACUGUUUUUAAGCAAAUUGUAUAAUUUUUGUACAGUUUUUACUUUUUGUGUUAUCACAUUGAUCUGUGAUACAAUGUCAAAUAUUCUAAUGCCUCCAUUUUUGAAGGGGGACCCAAAAAGUGUUUUUAUUUGUAAAGGAAGGUUUUGAAAUGUAUUUCUUUAUUUUCGUUAGCUGUGUUCAUGCUUUGCUUGCUGGAAGACCCAACGCUUUGAGUAGACCGGUUUUAAAAAUGUACUCCCUAAUCAGACAAUUAUGUAGUGCCAAAAAGUCAAAAUACACAAAAAAAAAGGAAAAAUAUGAAAUGGAAAAAAAAAAAAGAAAAUUCAACUAACUAGUCCUUGACUCUUCGUAAAAUCUAUUUUUCCCCCUUUCAAAUCAAGUGUGUGUUCCUGCUUCUACGGGAAAGGUGUUUAUAAGGAGGUGUAAGACCAUUUUUUUUCUGCAACACUUUUCAUGGUUAAGCUUCAAACAUCAGUUUGCCUGAUCUCUGCGUUCACUGUACGGUACAUCCUUUUCAUAAGCCCAUUUACGAUGGAGUUAAAAGUAUUGUCAUGCAGUACACCAUUUACAUUUAAUCUAGACAUUUAACAGAAGGGAACAUUAUACAUGUCUUAUUACAUCACUUACAUUUUAAGUGUAUGUAACAGUUGAUGUCUAGGGUUCCUUUUUGUUGCUGCAUACUGACUUUUCAGUGUUCCAUUUUUGCACCACAGCAGGAGUUUUAACAGUUGCUCUGGAUGGACAAUCCUGUUGUAUGCUGGCUUCUGUGGCAGCUGAGCCCAUCAUUUGAGCUCCAUGGUUUAAACACACAGGAAGGUAAUUCCUGUGCAACAAAAGUUAGUAUGGCCUAAAAAAACAGCCACACAAUUUCUUCAAAUUUAUUUUAAUUUGUGCUGUAAUAGAACAAGUUAGUUGCUGUUUAAUAACCACUACUACUGUUAUUCCUGAGAUCACAAAUUAAAUUCAAAACUAAAAAUGAUAGUGGGCCCUGCAAAUGUAUAAUGAGCAUAACUGCAGCUCAACUACAACAAAAAGCAGCAUACAAAAGGUAUUCUCCAGAACUACAAGUGAAAACCAGCUGGUGCAGGAAAGAAGCCUUCUGGUAAUGUGGAAUUGGGUGAGUAGCUUUUUAUACUGUUGAUUAGUUUUUUUUAAAAAAAGGUUAAACAUCAUGAUAGAGUUUGAAAGUUCAAUAAACAUUUAAAUUUACUACUAAACUGUUCAGUAGUAGACACUCUUCAGUCACAAAUGCAGUUCCCCCACCUCACUGGGUACACCUGGUUCUAAAAUAUUUACUUGCACAUGAAAUUGUAUUAAUGUUUGAAUCCAACAU